UAUUUUGUUGAACAAUCAUAUUUAUUCAACACGCUCACGUAUUUUUACAACCGCGUUAAUUUAUCCCAUUAAAUAUCCAAUACCUAAUUUCCUUUCUAUAUAAACGCACCAUCUUAAUUUGUUCCUAUAUCCUCACAUUAAUUUAGUCUUCCAUUUCAUUUCACUACAACUAACUACAGUCACAUUAAAACCUCAAAUAUUAAUAUUGUGUUCAUUUGCUCAUAACAUGGCCGAUAACAAACAACCACAAUUGAACGGUGCCUACUAUGGCCCUGCCAUUCCACCACCGGCACAACCCCGCUACAGCCAUCACCGAAGUAGAAGCUGUUGUUCAUGUCUCUUCGGUUUCCUUUGGAAGCUCCUAGUCGCACUCAUCGUUCUAGCUGGCCUCGCAGUUCUUAUCUUCUAUCUCGUUGUUCAACCACGCUCCUUCAAAUUCUAUGUCACGGAAGCUAAUCUAAAUAAAUUCGAAUACACAAACAACACAUUACACUAUGAUAUGGUGCUCAACUUCACUGCCCGGAAUCCAAACAAAAAGCUCAGUAUCUACUACGACAAAGUGGAGGCUCGAGCAUUCUACGAAGGGGAAAGGUUUGCAAAUGUCGAUGUGAUCACACAUAUGAACUCGUUUCGCCAAUACAAGAAAAGCAGCGAUCCCAUGAGCGGUGUUUUCUCGGGACAACAGUUGUUAAUGCUAGACAAUGGUCAAGUCUCUGAGUUCAACGAAGAUAAGAAUAUUGGAGUUUAUGAUAUCUAUGUGAAGCUCUACUUCAGAAUUAGGUUUAGACUCGGGGAUUUGAUAUCGGGUAAUUACAAGCCCAAGGUGAAAUGUCACCUCAAAGUUCCAUUGACUUCGAACAAUACCACCGCAACCUUCACUCGACUUGUGCCUACCAAGUGCGAUGUUGAUUUCUACUAACUACCCAUCUAAUCGUUUUCUUGGCACAAUAGUAUUAAUCGGGAUUUGGUUUCUUUACGCUUUUGUUAUUGUUUCUAUAUUGUGUAGGUGAUAUAUGUUGCUAUUUUAUUCAUUCUUUGAUUGUAUAUUAACGAUCAUACCUUCUAUAUAUGCAAUAAAACAAAUAUUAUUUUCUUUA
Molecule: messenger RNA, 1097 nt
Organism: Trifolium pratense (red clover)
Lineage: Eukaryota; Viridiplantae; Streptophyta; Magnoliopsida; Fabales; Fabaceae
Product: NDR1/HIN1-like protein 10
Exons: 1
Coding region: 227-919 (230 amino acids)
Biological process (GO): defense response to other organism
Source: RefSeq, a predicted model, not a curated record